Molecule: messenger RNA, 4629 nt
Organism: Closterium sp. Naga37s-1
Lineage: Eukaryota; Viridiplantae; Streptophyta; Zygnematophyceae; Desmidiales; Closteriaceae
Source: the annotation of a GenBank genome assembly
AUGUCUUAUUUUCACGCGCUCCGCAACCGAUUACACCGCUCGCACAGCAAGGACUCGUCGCUGUCCUGCUGCGGCAAACGCGCGAUCCAGAAUAUAGUGUUUCGAGGCCCUGUCUUCGCCGUCCUUCUCGCGCUAUGGCUGCUCUCGGGCGUGGCCUUCGCGGCGUGGCUCUGCUACUCGACGCACGCGACGUACCUCGGCGAUCGCUACCGCCGCCUCGACACGUGGUGCUACGAGCGCGCCAAGCUCUUCGAGCAACACACGCUCACCACCGUCAGCCAGAUACGGACUCUGGCGGGGCUGGUGUCGGUGAUGGGCAAGCCAAGGGGCCAUGGCAACUGGACGUGGGACAGGUGUCUCACGGAGCAGCGCUGGGCCGCCUAUCUUAACAACACCAGCUACUCCCGACCCGGCAACACGGGCGCCAUGGUCUGCCUCUUCGUUACAGAUGCAGAGAGGCCUGCCUUUGAGCGGUUCUACGGCGGCCCCAUUCUCGACUUCAGCAUGUCGCCGCGGCAGCAGCAGCCUCUGUACUGCCCCAGGCUGCUAGAGGUGCACUCGUAUUGGAAACCCCAUCUGCUAGUGGACCUCAUGCAGCGCGGCGGUGACGAGCUCGCCUUCCUGCGCAGGACGGGAGACAACAUCUUCACCCGUGUCAUGCCCGUCGGAAACGUGUCCCUCAACCUCACCGGCUUCACCAUCGGGUUCCCCAUCUUGCAGCAUGCGCUGCCACCGAAUCCCACGGAGCAGCAGGCGGAGGAGGCGGUGCUGGGAGCAGCUGGGGCGAAUGUGGACGUCGUGAUGAUCGCCCGCAAUGUGCUGCAAAACGUGUUCGCACCAGACCCCAGCAUCACAUUCGAGGUGUAUGAUACCACGGACCCUCAAGGCCUCACAAUGAUCUACGGCCCGGGCCCACGCCUCGUGUACUACCGCGAGCAUGACAUGCUUCCCAUCACCGACAUCUCGCCCCCCAAUGUCACGCGCCCCUGGGAGGAGCGCUCUGUGGUGCCGCUCGACCUGCUUGGGGGCCGCCUGCGGCGCUACCAAGUGUGGUGCCGCUACGUCGAGGCGCCAAGCGCAUGGCUCUCCUGGUGUGUGCCGUUCCUGUGGGCGGCACUUGCUCUCGUGGUGACGGCACUGAUAGCAGCUGUGGCGUGGCAGCAGCGGGUGGGGUACGUGCGCAGCGAGGAGAGCAUGGCAGCGGCGGACCAGUUGAGAGCGAAGGCGAGGGCAGCGGAGCGCUCGAAGAGCUCGUUUGUGGCGUCCAUGUCGCACGAGCUGCGCACGCCCAUGCUCGGCAUCGUGGGGCUGCUCUCUCGAGGACCGCCGCCUCUCUGCCGCCCAGCUGCAGGACGUGCGUGGAUCCGACUCACCGUAUCGCUCUCCUCUUAUGUUGUUGACUGUGUGGCAGGCAUGGUGGACACGGGAGUGCCUGCAGUGCUUCACAUGGACACCAUGCGACUCGCUCAGGCGCUCAAAGAGCUCAUAGUGCCGCCCUGCCCUCCCUUUCCUCCAUUCCCCCCCCGUCCCCCCCACACCAUUCACUCCCCCCACUCCACUCACUCCACUCAUUUCACUCACCCCUCCCACUCCACUAACCAUUACCGUGUUUCUACCUUUCUCUCCAUUGAUGCAUACGCCCCGCCCCACCCCUCUCCCCCUCCUCCUCCGCCUCGCCGCCCCUGGUUCGUCUCCUGGUUGGCCUACCUCCACUUGCAGCUGGGUCGGCUCUUCAGUGCAGCCACUGCGACGUGCUGGGGGGAGCAGGAGCCGCCAGAUGAGGGUGAUGAUGGUGAUGAGGAUUCCUCACAACUUGCCAUGCUGGGAGAGGAGGAGCAAGAGGGGGAGGCGAGUGGCGAGGGUGAAGGAGACGGUGAAGGGGACGAUGCCAGGUGGAGCAGCGGUGGAGAGGAGAUGCAGCUGGUGCUGUCGUGUGCCGACACGGGCUGUGGGUUUAACUCCACGGGGGAGGAGCUCUCAGAGUUCAAGGGGCGAUCGGAGAGUGGAGGAGCAGGCCUGGGGCUUGUGCUCGGGCACCAGCUGGUGGCCCUCAUGGGCGGUCGCGUUGCCUGCCUCUCCCACCCCGGCACCGGCUCCACCGUCGCUUUCUCCGUGCCCUUAGCCCGAACCCGCUGCUCCCCACCCCCUGCUUCCCCUGCUCCCCCCACUACUGCUCCUGCUGCUGCCACUACUCCUGCUGCUGAGGCAUUCGGGAGAGAGGAGGGCGGGACAGAAGAGCGGGGCGUGAGGUCGGCAGGGAAGGGAUGGAGAUGUGGCCUGUGGUUGGGGGGUAAGGGCGGGCGUGGCAGCAGAUUCAUGAGGUGGAGCUGCCUGCAACUGUUGGAUGCUCGGCAGGCGGGCAGUGCCAUGCAGGGCAGGCGGGAGAAUGAGCCGUGCAGAGCGGAGGCGGGGGGGCAUGCAGGGUGCACGAGGGGCGUUGGGGGAGUGGCUGUGGGCGUGGUGGGGCCGGAAGGCAGCACGAGGGAGAAGCGCCUCAAGCCCCUUGUCACUCCGCUGCUGUUGCGCCUUUUCCCAUUGCUCACGGCGCUCAUGCUGGCGGGUCUCGGAGCACACGUGCACUUGCUGCCCCGCCCUUUGGAUUGCCCGCACGCUGCUGACGCCCGUGUUGCUGAGGGGGGGUCAAGCAAUGCGGAGGGGAGCUGCGAGGAUGCAGCGAGGGCACAGGGGGAGGCGGAGGAGAUGAGAGAUGGCGCGUGCAGAGAGAGUGGCUUGUGUGGUCAGACGGACGGAGGGAUCAGGGAGGACGGGGGAGAGGGAGGUGGUGCUGGCGAGAGAAGGGAUGGAGAAGAGGGUAGGGAGGGGAUGCCAUGCGUGGUGGUGGUGAAUGAGGAGGACCUGUGGUGGCAGCGGGGCGGCCGAGCAGCAGCAGACAUGCGCUGGGUCAGGGACAGUGAGGCUGCCACGAAGCAGGAGGAUUCCCAGUGUCGGCGGACCGGGCAGCAGGGUGGGCAGGAGGGUGGGGGCAGAGGGGCGGGUGUGGUGGCGCUGGCGCCGGGGGAGGCUGCAGCAUGGCAGGCAGCAGCAGUGGGGCUUGUGAGGCGCUGCAUGGCAGCACACAGGGGUGGGGGGAGAGCUGCGCUGGGUGGAGGAAGAUGGGUAGACGGGGAAGAAACGAACGAAGAGGGAGUGGGGGGAGGGGAUGGAUGGGCAGGGAGGGGGAGAGGGGUGAGCCCCACAGCAGAGAGGCAACCUUGCUGGGAUAGGGUGGCAGGGAUCGUCAUUCUCGCUGCGUACACUGCUGGAUCCAGAAGGGACGAGGAAGAGGGAGGGGGUGAGGGGGAGUGGGAGAAUAGGGGGAACGGGGGAGAUGAGGGUGACGAGGUGGAGGAGAGAAAAACUGCAGGAGGAGGAGAGGAGGAGGAUGAGGCGUGCAAUGAUGAGGGAGGGGCAGGGAGCAUUGGGAGACCAGGACAGGCAUCCCCCGGCCGCUGCACCGCCCCUUUAGCCUCGUCAUUACCUGGCACUGCGUCUGGCAGUGCUACUUCUGCUACUGCUGCUCCCCGUGUGGUGGUGUGUUGCCGCCCGCUGCUCUCCCACCGCCUGCACCACGCCGUCCAGAUAGCAGCAUUUGGAGUGGGUUCCAAUAAUGCAUGGCACGGCAGUACAGGGUGCAAAUGGCAGGAUAGCCCUGAGCCUGCCCGGCAAUCACAGCAGGGCAGGCCACAGGAGAGUGGUAAGGAGAGGUCAGAGCAGCCAAGCUCAGGCAGACAUUGGAAUGAAGAGAAGGGCAAUGGGCCGCAGCAGGGUGGCAGCAGCAGGGAUGAGACUGGGGUUGAUGCAGGGUGCGGCGAGGCCCGGCAGGGUGGCAGUGUUCGGGGUGAGAUGCGUGGGUGUGGUUUUGAGAACAUGAGUGCGCGUACAGUGGUGGUGAGGAGCGUGAGUGAGCAUGGUGCAAGCCUGGCAGGAGCUCAGCCUUCUAGCUGCAUGGCAAGUCGGAGGGCAGGAGCAGCGGGGGCACUGGAAGCGGCAGCCGGAGCGCCAGGAGGGGGGGCAGGGGCGGCAGGGGGGGUGGUGGCGGGGUGGCGCGUGCUGGUGGUGGACGACACGGCAGUGAACCUGCUGGUGGCCCGCCGCACUCUCACCCGCUGCGGCGCCACCGUCAGCACGGCGGGCAGCGGGGAGGAGGCGGUGCGGCGUGUGGCGGCGGCUGUGAGUGCGGCAAGCGAUGGCGCGGCAAGCGAUGGCAGCGCUGAGCUGGAUGUGGUGCUCAUGGACCUGCAGAUGCCCGCCAUGGACGGGUUUAUGACAACAGAGGCGAUACGCGAGCUCGAGAAGGCUGCAGGUCACACCCCAUCAUCUCGAGAAGAAGGAACUGACGGUGGUGCAGAAACAGGCUCGCAGGGUGGUGCUCCCUCGCACCCAUUGCCUCCAGUCACCACGCUGACACGAGUGCCCAUACUGGCUCUCACAGCAGAUGUGGAUGCUCACAUCACGCGGCGAUGCCUUGCCAGUGGCUUUGAUGGCAUUCUGCAGAAGCCCAUUGACCCCAAGCAGCUCGCCAAUCUAAUGCUACGGAUAGAAAUGCCUCCCCGAUUGGGACCCCUACGAGCAAUUUCACAUCCGACAACAUUGUCGUCGUUUGCAGCACCGACAUUUGGAUCCCAUUGA